AUGAAACUUCAUCGACGAUUCAAUUUCUACCAAUAUUCAACUCUUUUGCUUCCAAAUCGUGUCAGAUCGAGUUUAAAAACGCUUUAUGUGUUAGUUAGCCUUCAUGUUGCCUUAUUUCUAAUUGUUUAUCAUCGACUUAUACUUAUCAAAUCUUCGCCGUUUCGAUCAUUCUAUUCAGAUAGAAAUCAAUUGUGUCCAAUACCGCAAUUGGAUCCAUGGGAUCAAACGAUUUCGAAAUCAUUACAUCUGAAAGUACCGUAUCGUUGUCCGAUGCACAAACAAAAUCUCAUUAAUGUCAUUAAUCAUACACAACUAUUCAUUAAUCAACAGGUGAAUCGAACUUCGUACUCGGGUUCGAUCACACAUUGUGUUUAUUUCAAAGUUGAUCGAAAUCCGAAAGAAGAAUCGUUCCGAGAUUGGUCAUAUACAUUAUCCAAACCGAUAUUAAUCACAAAUGGACACACGCAACCAAUUCUCGAUGCUGAUUUUGUUCUCACGCGUUGUUACAACAAUCGAACAAAGUAUUUUAAUGGUGAAAUCUUUUGCGGUUAUAAUUGUACCGACUUUCACAACAUGGAUGUUCAUACCAAAGAGUUAACUAAGAAUCAAACGCUUGUAUACGAAUACAUUCAUCCAAUAAUUCGUUUGAAAAAGCCAACUUUUCCAACGGAAACUUGGGCACGAAAAUCAUCUUUGAAUAGUUCACCACCUCCUUCAGUUGUUAUGAUUAUACUUGACGCAGUCAGCAAUCUACAAGCACAACGAGCACUACCACAUACUCUAGCUUAUCUCAAAUCCUUAGGUCUGUAUACAUUUGAACGCCAUACAGUUGUGGGCGAUGGAACAUUCGAAAAUAUGGUUCCGAUGUUAUUUGGUUUACCCGGUACUGAUUUACAAAUUCCGAAUACGAAUGAUAGUCGAUAUGAAUUCGUUGCAACUGAAGUUCACAUCGACAAUAAAACACAACAACGUGUAGAAACGAAGAAAAAAGUUUAUUAUCCUGGACCUUACGAUCAUUAUCCAUUUAUUAUAAAAAAUUUCUCCAAUUUGAACUAUACAACGUACUUUAGUGAAGAAUGGCGUGAAAGUGCAUUUUACAACUUAAAGAAUGGCUUUCGUCAAGCUCCAACUGAUUUUUAUCUACGUCCGUAUUGGUUAUCACUCUAUGAUACCUUGUCGUAUAACAAAUUUGCUGGAAAUUCCAAUCCAAAGCCGUGCUAUCUUGAUAAAUUAUUACAUUUUCUAUCGUUGAAUUGGUUGAAAGACUUUUUACAAGUCCAUCAUCAACGGGCAGAUCAUCCGACAUUCGGAAUUAUGAAAAUGAAUGAAAUGAGUCAUGAUUAUCUAGAAAGACUGUUCUGGAUUGAUGAUGAUCUGAAGAAAUUCUUCGAAGAUUUAACUAAGCAACAUUUAUUAGAUAAUACAAUAGUAAUCUUUUGUGGUGAUCAUGGUCAUCGACAACAUCGAAUACGGCUAACACGAAUCGGAAGCUUUGAAGUAAAAUUACCAUUCUUCUCUAUGCUCCUGCCGGAAUCGUUCAAAAGAAAUUUCCCUCAGGCAACAACUAAUUUUGAGAAGAAUCAAAAGGUCUUGACAACAUGGUGGGAUGUUUAUGAAACCUUAGUAAAUAUUCUCAAAAUGGCCGAACAACCACAUCUACUCGAUCCACUUCUUGUUAAUUGGCAACGAACCACAUCAGGUAUCUCACUUUUUCAUCCUAUUCCCGAACGAAACUGCUCAUCAGCUGGUAUACCAGAUAAAUAUUGUCCUUGUACACAUUCAGUACCCGUAGAUAUUGAUCAACCCAUCGUCAAACAGUUAGCAAUAACCAGUGUUGAUUAUAUCAACAAUGUCGAACUUAAAAACCAUCACCAUUUAUGCGUGUUCCUCCACUUAAAAGAGAUCAUUCGUGCAGAAGUCGAACAACUUCGAGUACCGAUCAUGACGAAUGACACAGCCCAAUCGAAUUUCACACUUUCAUACGUUGUACUUUUCGAAGUAUUUCCGUCCAAGGGCAUCUUUGAAAGUCGGUUACUUUACGAUCCCAUCAAGAACACAGUCCAAUUACACCGUGGUAUUCUUCGAAUCAAUCUUUACGGACAAACAUCAGCAUGCAUACAAGACAAAUAUGAUCUACGAUCGUUUUGCUAUUGCAAAUCAUAUCACAACAGAAGUAGGACGAAUGCGUUAAGGAACAAACAAGCCUUCUUGACGAAUAGCAUUCUGAGCUGA
Messenger RNA from Adineta ricciae, 2232 nucleotides. NCBI's taxonomy places the organism in Eukaryota, Metazoa, Rotifera, Eurotatoria, Adinetida, Adinetidae. The record is from the annotation of a GenBank genome assembly.